CACCUUCCCCCAAACUUGAUAAGACCAGUCAAAUGCAAGGGAAUGAGCCAGAAAAAAAGAUUUAAACUUUGGCCAAUUUUUUUUUGUCAUAUCUGUCUCUUCAUAUUUAUAUAAACCUGGCCCUUUGGGAUUUUCAUUUUCUCAAACCCAAUGUUAUUUUCUCUCUUGGCUACAUCCUAAUAUCAUAUAUUUUUACGAUUUCUUUUGAAGCCUUCCACUGGAUUCCAAAACAAAUCAUAAACUAAACAAAGAAGAUAUAUUUAACAAAAAGAUGGCUGCUUUUUCAUCAUAUCAAUUACAGCACACGAACUCUUCUCUUCUUGACACAGUAUUUUUGCCAAGUUCUCCCAUAAAGAUGUCUGGCUUUUUGACAGAACAAAACAAUUCUUGUACAAUCCAGAAUUGUUUUUCUCAAUUUUACCAACCAGAAUUCCCUGCCAAUGUGAUUGUUCAUGAAAAUAGCCCAAAUGUUACUACUACUACUGCUGCUACUCUUAGCCAAAAUGAGCCUUAUUCUGUCACCAACAAAAGUAGCAGCAGUAGCAGCUUGGAUAUGGAUUCUUCCUCUGUUACUGAUAAAAUUGAAAGUGAGAAUAAUAAGCCUAAUGUCACUCCUAUGGACAAGAAAAGAAAAUCCAGAGAAGGGUCUCCUUCUACUAGUUCUGCUCAUUCCAAGGGUGAUAAUGGCAAAAAGACGAAGAGCAAUAGCAAAUUAGUAGUCAAAGAGGAGAAGAAAGCUAAUGAAGAGGCACCAACAGACUAUAUUCAUGUUAGAGCAAGAAGGGGCCAGGCAACUGACAGCCAUAGUCUUGCUGAAAGGGUGAGGAGACAGAAAAUAAGUGAAAGGAUGAAGAAAUUGCAAUCUCUUGUUCCUGGUUGUGACAAGGUAACUGGGAAGGCCCUCGUGUUGGAUGAGAUAAUCAAUUAUGUCCAAACUUUGCAAAACCAAGUUGAGUUUCUCUCAACGAAACUUGCUUCUUUAAAUCCAAUGUACAAUGACUUUGGCAUGGACUUAGAUGCACUCAUGGACAGUCCUGAUGACCAGAAUUUGAGUGGCUUGGAGAUACCACUGCCAAAUAUUCAGCAAGUUAGCCCUACUACAUCAAAGGCAGCUGAAGUUAUUCCUAACACUAACAGCGGGUAUCCUUUUUUGGAUAAUUCAGCAUCACUCAUGUUUCAACAAGCCGAUUUCCCUAAUUCCAUUUCUCAGGGUAAUGGACAGCUCUUAUGGGGUUUGGAUGACCAAAAACCAAAAAUAAUACAUCAGUCAGGAUUCAGCAACAAUUUUUGUUCUUUCCAUUAAUAUAACACCAGGCCCUGUCCUACACAACAUCUGGGAAACAGUUCCUAAAUAUCUUGGAUUGUGCAAAAGAUAUUUAAGGCCAAGGAAUACUAGAAUAUGCAGGAUACAAUUGGCUAGGUGCAACAAAUGGAGAGGUUCUCAACCAAAAAAGUAUACCAGAACUGCAAGAGUUACCCGGAGGAGACUUAUAUGCAAUAAUCAUAGUGCCCAAAAAUGAAUAUUCAUUCUCAGGUUGGCUAUACAUGGAAGAUUGUAUACCAAAGACAGGAUUGCACAAUGGGGUAUAGAUACAAGUUUUAUUUGCCCACUCUGUAAUGUGGCAAAUGAGACCCUGCAACAUCUAUUCUUUGAAUGUUCUAUUAAAUUACUGGAAACAUAUGGAGGCAGUUGCUCAAAUGGUAGGGCAUUCACAGAAGCAACUUGGUAUGACAUGAUGAAUUGAACUGGGCUGAAAAAGUGUGCAAAAAGAAGCAUUGGAGAUGGAUAUACAAGUUCGCUUUAGCAGCAGCUGUGUACUACCCUGAGGCAGGAAAGUGAUAGAUUAUGUAAAAUAUUAAUUAGAAUAUUUUGUAGUCUACUAUUUUAGGUUAGCUAUUUUGUAUAUUGUGUAAUCUCCUAUUUUAGGUUAGAAUAUUUUUCUCCUAUUUUGUAUGUAAACCAAUUCAAGUAAUGAAAGGAUUCAGAGAAAAUAUUUCUUA
Molecule: messenger RNA, 2001 nt
Organism: Lycium barbarum (goji berry)
Lineage: Eukaryota; Viridiplantae; Streptophyta; Magnoliopsida; Solanales; Solanaceae
Product: transcription factor BC1-like
Exons: 7
Coding region: 272-1303 (343 amino acids)
Biological process (GO): regulation of DNA-templated transcription
Cellular component (GO): nucleus
Molecular function (GO): DNA-binding transcription factor activity; protein dimerization activity
Source: RefSeq, a predicted model, not a curated record